AUGGAGUGGAUAUUGAGCCCCCAAAACGGCGGCUCAGUCGUUGACGCAGGAACCAUAGGACUGCCACCUGCGAGCGGUACUGGAAUGGAUUUGGCAAAUGCUGGCGGUCAGGCCGUCAAGCGCUGUGCUACUGAGUCGUCAUGUGAUGCUUCGCGGCCAAAGAGAAUGUGUUUAGAGUCAGCAAUAAGUUUCUUGGAUCAGACUUCAGAAAUGAGUGAUGAUGCGGUCGCAAAAAUCGAUUGGAUUGUUGCUGAAACGUUGGAUGAGUGGCACGAGGGGGAUGAUGUCAUUGCAGAAAUAGACAGGAUUAUAGAAGACAUGCUGGCGGGUCACCCUGGUGCCCGAUUUGAGAGUAGCACGGUGGGGAAUUCUACGGCUCUACAGCGUUAUUCUGUGGGUCUAGAUAUGGGUGAUAGUGUAGGUGCUAAUGUUAAUAAAGGUAUUCAAAUGAUCUUCCCAGAAGAGGAGGGGUUGUUUGUUGAUGCGAGAUGUCUGGUAUGGGCGUAUGACAUACUAAGUCAUGGUUGGUGGCACUUGGUUCCUUUCCAAGUGAAGAAGCCCGUGUCGGUAUUCGGACUAGCCCGGAAGGCUGUUGAGUGGGAGGAAGCGAGGAAGGCUAACCCAGCUCUAAGAGCCAAUGCCAUCUUGGGAAUUUGGUGUUAUCGAAUUCCUCAUAAUAUCGUACCUUCUUGGAAUGCGGUAAUGCUCUCCGACUGGUUGAGAGAGCGACGAUCUGUAAAUGACGUUGGCUUUGGAAGCCAGGCCCAAGACAAAAAGCACCGUGGUUGGUUCAUUCCGUUAAGCCAAGUCAAUGCUGCACUCCUUGAUCUAUUGACAAGCUGGCCAGUAGAUCCGAAUUGCAGCUACUGGAUUACUGAAAAUAUCCAGCGUUGGUGGAAUCGCUAUAGGAAGCAAAUAAAUAACAACUCUCAACGUGUUCCCACGGUGACCUUGUUACAAUUUGAGAAGUUAGUGCUAAAGAUGUUGGGGGACUUACAAUUGCCUUUAGAACGAGUGCCAAAGGAAUUGCGUAGGGCUCAACGAAGGCAACGAAUACGUGAGAGAGCGACAGGGCUAGAGAUGAGGAAUCCCAGAGAUGCGUCCUUCAUCCAAGUCAUCAUGAGCGACUUACCUCCACAGCAUCUAGUCAAUAUUUCCGGAGACAAGUUUCAAAUAGUCACGGACGGAGAGACUGAUUUGCGAAUUCCACCACGCUACCUGGUUUGGGCGUAUGACAUUCUGAAUCAUGACUGGUGCGGUGUGGUAUUGGAGGCCAUAUUGUCACCGGGACUGUCAGUUUUCCAAUUGGCUCAGAAGGCUUGGGAGUGGGAGAGUAAUGGUGGAAGUCUUUAUACCUUGUCAUCCAGUUGUUAUACAUGUGGAGAGGAUGGCAGGAAACAUCCUGCAACGGAAAGUUGUGAGAGGUGUGAAGAACCGUGGAACCCGGAAGAGUUUUGGGAAUGGCUUCGGUCGAGACAUUUCGAAAAUAUUUACGAUCAGAACAACUACGAUCAGAACAACUACGACCGGGUAGAAGAAUCUCGUAAAGUUGCGAUAAGAUUCUCAAGUCAAUCUGUCGGUAAACUUCAUCGAGAUGGUUUGUCCAAAAUUAUUGAUGAGAUUGGCUUCGAUAUUCCGGCAGGAAGAGAAGAUUCGAGAUUUCAGAUGUGCGACGUAUCAGUCGAGAAGUUCAUGCCUACAUUCGGCUUUACGUCAUUGUCCGGACGAUUUGCAUCCUGGUGGAUGGCACCCUGUAGUACAGUGUUCAAGAAAUCCUCAGACGGGUUUUGCCGAUGGGAGCAUGAGCGUUUGAUGGUGCCUAGAGUUAGUUCUACUAAGCUGGUGGCUCCCAUUACGGUCUGUCCGAUGGUUUGCGAUACUACAGAAGUCCAAUCUCGCUGUGAAGUUGUUAAUGGUUCCUCGGAGAUAAACACUUGUGUUGGAAUUAACGAAUCUAUCCCAGCAUUUGAUAUCACGUUCCCACAAGAGAAGGAAUUUCGAAUCGCAGCCAGAUACUUAGUAUGGGCAUUUGACAUAUUGCAUCGAGGUUGGUGGCAUUUGGUUCCUUUCGAAGUGACAAAACCGAUAUCAGUGUUUGGACUUGCCCGAAUGGCUGUCGAGUGGGAUAUAAGGACGAAGGAUAACCCCACUUUAAAGACCAAUGGCACAUUGGAAGCGGGCUGUUAUAGAGCUUUCGCUUACGACCAUGAUUGGGAUGUACUAAGAUUUUCUGAUUGGGUGAAGUGGACGCGAAAUCCAGACGAUGUUGCAACAGGAGAUUUAUCCCGAGAUAAAAACAGGCAACGUGCGGUGUACAUUCCAUCGAAUAUCGUCAAGACUGAACUCUAUGAUUUAAUGGAUCGGUGGCCGGUUACUGAGUUGGAAAGUACCCGAUUUGCGGACACCCUAAGUCGUUGGCGGGGUCGCUACGAUUACAGAAUGAAAGGCGGCGUCCGGGAUAGCUCACCACGUUCUGCAUGCAUAUCAUUCCGGCAAUUCGAAGCGUUAGUCGUAAGGACGCUCGGAGAUUUACGGGUGCCCUUAACCAAGGUAUCAAGGGAAUUCCGUAAAAGUCAGAGAAGGCAGCGAAUAUCUGAGAGACUGGUUGCAUUGAAAGGAUCUUUGACCGGAACCGAUCCCGGGUACGCGUCCUUCAUCACGAACGACUCACCUCCACCCCAUCUGCUCGAUAUUUCGGGGAACAAGUUUCGGGUAGUCACGGAUGCGGAAGCUGAACUAAGGGUUGAACCACGUUACCUAGUUUGGGCGUACGACACUCUAAGACAUGGCCGCCGCGGUGCCAUACCGGAACCCUUACUGUCCCUUGGACUGUCGGUGUUCGGAUUGGCUCAGAAGGCUAGUGAGUGGGAAGCCGACAAUGAACGUAUUUAUAUCUUGUCAGGGAGCUGCUAUAACUGCGGCGAACGUUGUAAACUUCAUUCUCAAAAGGAAAGCUGUGAAAGGUGUGAAGGGCCCUGGAACCCCGAAGAAUUUUGGGAGUGGCUUCGAUCGAGACAUUUCGAACACCUGUGCGAUCAGUUGCAGAAUGCUGAUCAGAUGGGAGAUUUUACUCAAUCGACCCAUUCUAGCUAUAAGGUAGGUGGGGUGUAUGACGUCAUUGAAGAUAUCGGGUUUGAUCUUCCGCCCGCAAAUGACGAACCGAAAAUCAAAUUAAACGAUCGUGACUUCAACAGGUUUACCACGCAGAAGCACCCUCUAUCAUUUGAGACGAAAAAGAUCCAUCGAUCAUUGGCCAGCCGAUUCAGGCAGUGGUUAAGACUGUCGAAGGCGGGCGAAUUCUCCCACGAAGGAAUUGAUCGGUGGCAACUUGAGCGUUUGGUCGUACAUAAACUCCGCUCACUUCACUAA
This is a messenger RNA of Gregarina niphandrodes, 3369 nucleotides long. RefSeq lists its product as hypothetical. The transcript has a single exon. Lineage: Eukaryota; Apicomplexa; Conoidasida; Eugregarinorida; Gregarinidae. The coding region runs from base 1 to 3369 and encodes 1122 amino acids. The record is from RefSeq and is a predicted model, not a curated record.